GGGGCCCCCCUCCGCUGCUUGUCCCUCAGCAGCAGCAGCAGCAGCAGCAGCAGCAGCAGCAGAAAAGUGGGGCCCCUGAAGCAAAAGUGGAUCUAUCGAGGGGCGCAGGUGCAGCAGCUGCUGCGCGCAGCCGCCCUGAUGCAGCAGCAACGCAGCAAAGCCGAAGAAGCAGCUAUACAGCUGACCAGCUGCUGCAGUGUGCUGCCCCUGCUGCUCUUGCUGCUCCUGCUGCUGCUCCUCCUGUUUUUGCUGCUGGUCCUCAUGGGGGAAGUGCCGGUACUUCAGCUGCUGCGGCAUUUCGCCGCAACUCGACAGCAACGGAGCGCAGUUGCGCUCUACAAAGCAGCAACAGCAGCAGCAGCAGCAGCACUAGCAGCAGCAGCAGCAGCAGCAGCAGCAGCGAGUUCCCCAACAGCCCCUCUGACGGCACUGCAGACGGCCUCCCAGAAAGUCCAGCAGCAAUUGGGGGCCGCAUUCUCCGAAGGUUGCAGACUUUGAAUUCCAUCUUGACUCGCCAGCACUCUUUUGAAGGAGAUCUUUCUCUCGGGGGGCCCCCAUCGAGGGCCCCCUCUGCUGUUGGAGGCCCUACUCUAGCCUCUAGGGGCCCCCCUGGGGGCCCCCUUAGGGGACCCCUGUCUGCGCACAGCAGCAGCAGCUGCCUGAGGGCCCCCGAGCGCGCCUCUUCCCUAGAUCCAAGGGCCCCGCGUUCACUGGGGGCCCCUGAGGGACCCCCGGAGGGCACUCAUAUUGAAGUGGGGGGCCCCUCUAGGGGGCCGCUGCCCCCAAUGCUGCCUCUUGGGGCCCCUGCUGCUGCGGCGGGGGGCCCCGCACUGAGCAGCAGCCCGAGGGGCCUCUCCCUUGUGGCUGCAGGAGUCCCGCGGCUGACGCUGGCUGCUCUGAACUCCGUGGGGGGCCCCCUGGGGGCCCCCUCAGGCCCCGGGGGGGAGUCCCCUGGGGGGCCCCCAGGGUCCACUUUGCUGCCCCGCAGAGCUCUUAGCAGCUCUUUGCAAGCUCCUCGGUGGCCCCGAAAUCCACAGCCAGUAAAUUCCUUCACAGAAAAGCCCCUAAUGGAGCCUCAGGGGGUUCGAGAUCGAGAAAGAAAGGGAAAAGAAAAAGAAAGAUUUUUCAAAAAAGAUCGAAAUUUGGACAAGUCCGCUGCAGCAGCUGGCGGGGAGCAGCAAAAGGGGAAAGAAGCAAAAGAAAGGCCCCGAAGAGGCUCUGUAAACUGCAGCACGCAAACUGAAAUCUGCGAAUACCCAAAAGUCGAGCCAAAAGGGGUUCUUGGGGGCCCCCUUGGAGUCCCGCAGCCAGGGGGGGGCCCCCUUGAGGCUUCCCAGGCUGCAGCUGCUGCUGCCAGCAGCACAACCAUCAGCUGCAGCAGCAGCAGCAGCAGCAGCAGCAGUGCGCUCUGCAGCAGCAACGUGGCCAAAGAGGGCCGAAAAGGGGGAAGUGAAAACCUAGCAAAAUACUUUGACAGUGGGGUCACCCCGCAGGAAAGCAGCCGCCAGGGGCCCCUGGGGGCCCCUGUUGAGCUCUUUGGGGGCCCCCUGGAGGCAGCAAAUGAGCAGCUUUCUUCGGAUUUCUUAGCAGACGAGGCCCUAUCCCCUCUGCGAGCCUCUCAGGCAAAUCCUGCGAACUCCACGGGGGCCUUCAGCUCCCUUUUAAGCGGGUUUUUUGGCUCCCUAGGCGACCCGGGGGCCCCUCCAGAGGCCUCCUUGGGGGACUUGGGGGCCCCCAGGGGCCCCCUCUCUACGGAGCUGGAGCUCUCUGGAGCUCUUCUGUCCUCUGAGGCUUCUUUAGCCAGCAGCUUCAGCAGCAGCAGCAGCAGCAGCAGCAGCAGCGCUGUUGAUGGGGCUCAAGGUAGCUCUAGGGGCCCAGCUUGUGGGUCUCCUUCAAAAUCUAUAUGCACCCCGCGAAACCUGCAGCGUCUGAACGUCCAAUGGGCACUCUGGAGCACCCACUAUGAGCCCGGGGUCCCCCCCGGGGGCCCCCUGGGGGGACCCCUCGGGGUGCCCCCUGGGGGGCCCCCAGUGAUGCCUGCGGGGUCUUCAUCUGCGGGGCAGUUGGGCGUGGAGGCCCUGACACCAGCUGCUGCAGCUGUGUGGGGCCCUGCAGCAAAAUGCUGCAGCCGCCUCUGUGGCUUUCCUUCCAUAG
This is a messenger RNA of Eimeria tenella, 2154 nucleotides long. RefSeq lists its product as uncharacterized. The annotation marks the transcript as partial. The record is from RefSeq and is a predicted model, not a curated record. The transcript has a single exon. NCBI's taxonomy places the organism in Eukaryota, Apicomplexa, Conoidasida, Eucoccidiorida, Eimeriidae.